Molecule: messenger RNA, 1452 nt
Organism: Scheffersomyces stipitis CBS 6054
Lineage: Eukaryota; Fungi; Ascomycota; Pichiomycetes; Serinales; Debaryomycetaceae
Gene: ATE1
Product: arginyltransferase
Exons: 2
Coding region: 1-1434 (477 amino acids)
Biological process (GO): protein arginylation
Cellular component (GO): cytoplasm
Molecular function (GO): arginyl-tRNA--protein transferase activity
Source: RefSeq, a predicted model, not a curated record
AUGCCCUUCAUCUUCAGUCCUCCUCGUUAUAUAAGCCAGCGACAUUGUGGAUAUUGUAACGGCAAGAAGACAGACCAUUAUGCAUUGGAGAGCCAGAAAAAGCAGGCACAGUUGUCGGAUCCCGAUUCCAUUAUAAUAGGAACUUCCAUCACGGAAAUGUCGUGUUCAGACUAUGACGAGCUCAUCAAUCAGGGAUUCAGAAGGUCGGGCACCUUCUUGUAUAAGCCGGACAUGUUGCGUACCUGUUGUAGAUACUACACGAUUCGUACCGAUAUGAGCCAAUUGAAGCUCACCAAACAGCACAGAAAAGUAGUCAAUCGUUUCAUAAAGGCUAUAAGUGAAAAUAAUGAAGAGCCACAACACAAAAACCAAAAAGAGUACGACCUUACUGGAUUGCUACAAGCUGAACUGAAAUCAAAACGCUUCUAUACGCGAUACGAAACGUCUGAGUUCACACCAGAGAAAUUUGCUCUCUACAAAAAGUACCAGAUCAGUGUGCACAAUGAUAAACCGGAAGAAGUCACAGAAGCGUCGUUUGACCGAUUUCUCUGUGAAACUCCGUUUCCAGACGAAGAAAUUGAUGGUUCUUCAGAAGAAUGGGAUUUUCUCGAUUCGUGGAUCAAAAACUGGAAACCGAGUCAGAAAGUACAAAAACGUAGAAUAGGCCCCACCCAUGAAUGCUACUAUUUGGACGAUAAGCUUAUAGCCAUUUCAGUUCUAGACUUCUUACCCACGGGAGUAUCUUCUAUAUAUUUCAUCUGGGAUCCCGACUAUGCUCAUUUGUCGUUAGGCACACUAUCCGGCUUGAGAGAAAUUCUCAUGUGUAGAGAGUUGCUGUUGGGCUAUUACUAUCUAGGCUAUUAUAUCGACGACUGCCCCAAGAUGAACUACAAGCUGAAGUUUGGCGGAGAGCUUCUUGAUCUAGUCAACGAAGUGUAUGUCCCACUUCUGCUUGCAAAGCCCUGGAUUGCCAACGACAGACUCUUUGUAUUGGGAAGAGAAGAAGAACUUGAAAACGAACAAGUAGAGUACGGCUUAGACAACGACGGCCAUCCUCUAUCUCUAGAAAAUAGCAGGUUUGCUUCCGAUGAAGUUGUGAAUAUAGCCGAAAAAGUCUACGGCGAAGAUGCUAUCUUCGAGAAAGCACGAACGGCCAUGCAUAUACUUAUUACCAAACACGAAAUGGCCCCACAGGACAAAAAUAGUCCGUACACAAUUCCGGAAGUCAUGCCUGGACUCAUCCCGUUGUGGAAGAUCGUAGAUAUGUUUGAAACCGGAGUUCUAAGUGAUACCUUCCCUGUGUCCAUAAUAAUGAGUGGCCGUUUGCAAAGAUUGCUGUUGGGAAAGCUCAAUGAUGUGGGCAGACAAUUAGUCAUCGACUGUGCACGGCUUUUUGGGCCCCGUAAAAUUAGACAGGGUAUACUAAAUAUAUAGAGUAUACAAUGGAAUAGG